GGCGUGGCGUUGGGGCAUCUGGGCGGAAAUGCGCUGGAAGAGGCUCGGGCAGCGGGCUUCGCGGGGUAGCGAGGGUCGCGGUGCUAGCGGACCGGUGGCCGUGUGCGCCUGGCGGACCUGGGAAGCGCAGGGCCUGGCGCCGGACGCGGCCUUGCGCCCUCGGGAGACUGAGCCUUGGCGACCCCGCGGGGUCCUCCCGGGUGCGGCGGAUGACUUCCCCGGCCUUCCUGGGCGCCUUGUGCCUGGCGCUGAGCUGUUUGGGCGGCGCGCACGGGCUCUGGAGGAGUGAUGACCUUGAGUGGAGCAAACUAAUCAUGGUUCACCACUGGCCUGCGACCGUGUGCCAGGAAGUUGAGAGCCACUGCAAAGACCCUCCGAAUUACUGGACCAUACACGGACUAUGGCCCGAUAAAAGUGAAGUGUGUAACCGAUCCUGGCCCUUUAAUCCAAAGGAGAUCAAGGACCUUUUGCCAGACAUGAGGAGGUACUGGCCCGAUCUGCUGCAUCCGUCCAACUACAGCCACCAGUUCUGGAGCCAUGAGUGGAAGAAGCAUGGGACCUGUGCCGCCCAGCUGGAUGCCCUCAAUUCCCAGAGGAAGUACUUUGGCAAGAGCCUGGAUCUGUUCAAGGCGCUGGCCCUGACCAGCAUGCUCCAAAAAUUGGGGAUAGAACCAUCUACCGAUCACUACUACCAGGUGUCGGACAUCAGAGAUGCACUUGUCAGCGUGUACAAAGUCGUGCCCAAAGUCCAGUGUUUUCUGCUAGAAAAGGGUCAGGAGGUGCAGCUCCUCGGGCAGAUAGAGCUGUGCUUCUCCAAGGACCUGCAGCUGUGGAACUGCUCGCAUGCUGCGGAGCCGGCGGCCCGUAGGCAGGAAGCUUGGCCGAACUUGGGCCUGCAUGUCUGUGAGGACGGCCCCGUCCUAUACCCUCCGCUCAACGAGACCAAACUCUGAUGCCGCGGUUUGUAAAUCUCCACUUUGAAAAGCAAGAGAAAUUGACAGACUACUGCUUUUUAAAAAGCAACUCACAGCCGCCUUCCCCCGAGCCUAUUCUGUUUGUCCUGCUUUGCACCUCAUGUCUGGGAGCUGAGUCUUGUGGUCCCUGUAAAGGUGGGGUGUGCAGGGGGUGCACCGAAAGGGAGGGGGUAUCCCCGCCUCUUGGCUGCCUUGUGGUUGGAGUGAAGCUCUGGUUUCCUUUUUCUCUUCUUUGGCAAUCUCUGCGACCUCCUUGGAAAAUAAGGCAGGCCCACUUGGGCUGAUGGUACAGACUCAGGAGAACUCACCCUUGUGUCUCUCAGCUCUGAGGACACGUUGGGGGCCGUCAGGACCAGCCCUCCAGCAGGAGCCCAGGCUGCAAAUGGAUGGCGGGGGUGGGGGUGGGGGGGUGCAGGGAGGGGUAGCGCGGUGCUAGAGGGAGUCUCUGCCUUGGGCCUCAGGGCUGUUGGCUCCUGUUCUGCGGUCACCUGCCAGUAUCUCCCUUGGGGGGCUGGUGAGGAUGACCCAGUGUCCCCUGAGGGCCCUGGUGCUGGCAGGCGAGAUGCUCUGUGUGUGCGUAGGGGGUGGGCGUGGGGGAAUCUGGGUGUGUGCCAAGUGCCAGCCCACACCCCCACGGCAUAGGUGCUGCUCCCUGCAGACUAGAAGUCCCGCAGGGCAGGCAGUCCAGCAGCUCCCACUUCUUCCCCAGGAAGGCGGCAUCAGUCCUCAGAUGCUGGGACUGAGGCCCCUGGGGGCAGGUCUUUGUCCCCUGAGGUGCUGCCUGGAGGCGGGGCCCCUCUCAGCGAUGAAGCGCGUCCAGGCUCAGGCAGCUCUGCAGACAGACGUGCUCAGCGACGGAUGAAGCUUCGUCCAGAGGGAGCCGAGCGGUGCGUCGGGAAUCCGAGUCAGAUUUUGGCCCGUCUCUUUCCCUAAGGGAGGGAGGGUCACUCUGCUCUCCACGUCCAGGCUGGGGCCACACGCGGCCUCUGCCGGGCUCCCUGUGCCCCAGGCUCACACGCGCCGCGGUCCGCCCACCUGUCUCCUGAGUUUCCCUGUUGCCCUGCCGCUGAGGGCAUCUGCUUCUCCCUCUGCUCAUUUGCGUCUGGCUCUUAAGCGAAGGGGAAGGAGGAAGCGUGGCAGAGGCUUCAUCUGCGCCCAGGCCGGCUGGACGCCUCCUCAGCCAGCCGGGGCCUCCCUGUGGCGAGCCUCUGUCCCCUGGAGAGACGUUCAAAAGGCGGCUGUUGUUUCUUCUGACUCAUUUUGCAAAUACAUGGCUCAAGGCAAGGGUUUCUACUUCAUUAUUUCCAGAUGAACUGGUAAAUUUAAAUAAAGCUUCACAUUUGAAUUGAAUUUAUUUUAUAGCUUUGGAGAAUCAAGAAAAGCAGUGGUCUGCUGAUAUUCCUCGGACACCAGUCUUUCUAAAAUCUGCCUGCGUGCUUUUUAAAUAGGCUAUAAUUUUUCUAAUAAAAUAACGUUUAUUACUAUACAGUCUGAGCAUGUCUGGAGGGUAGGCUGAAACCUGAGCAGGAUGGUGUAACAGUGAAGGGCAGCUCCAGAGUGAAGGGAAGCGAAAUGUCGACGGUCCUAAGAUUUCGGAUGUGGCCCGAAUGGGAUAAAAUCAGGAGCAGGCUUAGCAAUUCCUAACAGGAUCAUCGUCCAGUCAAUGCUUGUGGCCUUUUAUUAACAUUUCUGUGUGGCCUCGAGCACAGGAUCAGCAGUGAUGACAUGGCUGAUAACCUGAGUCCAGGCCGGUAAGUGUCAGGCGAUGGGCUGCGGGUGGCCGCAGAGGAAUGGAAGUCUCUGUCCAGAGCCCGAACCCCAGGGAGGGAGCCAGGGUGUUCUGCGAAGGCGUCACUGAGUGUGAUUUUGAACGAGGACCUGAAGGAAAUGAGGUUGCAAUCCAUGGAGGAAGAACCUUCCCGGUGGUGGGAGCAGAUGGACCAGAAGCCCAGGGCGGCAGCAGGCCUGUGUGAGAACAGCCGGGAGGCGGGUGUGAGAGGCCCACAGGCGCUAAGCAGCGGCUGUGUGCAGGCCCUCGUGGUUCCCCUCCACCUGUAGAGGCACCUGUGCUGCUGGAGUCCCCGGAGCAUCCGCAGGGGCGUUAGCUCCAAACCAGUGUCCUCUAGCCAUCACGAGAAUGCACGAUCAGACUGCUGAGGGAAGAGACACGUGCGUGUCCUGGACCUCUGUGGAGCUUGUCAGCUUGCAUCCUGCCCA
This is a messenger RNA of Capra hircus (goat), 3191 nucleotides long. It is a transcript of the gene RNASET2, whose product is annotated as ribonuclease T2. NCBI's taxonomy places the organism in Eukaryota, Metazoa, Chordata, Mammalia, Artiodactyla, Bovidae. Gene Ontology annotation, biological process: RNA catabolic process. Gene Ontology annotation, molecular function: RNA binding; ribonuclease T2 activity. Gene Ontology annotation, cellular component: extracellular region. Bases 210 to 953 code for a protein of 247 amino acids. The record is from RefSeq and is a predicted model, not a curated record. The transcript is spliced from 10 exons.